Messenger RNA from Crotalus tigris (Tiger rattlesnake), 4569 nucleotides. RefSeq names its product calponin homology domain-containing protein DDB_G0272472-like. NCBI's taxonomy places the organism in Eukaryota, Metazoa, Chordata, Lepidosauria, Squamata, Viperidae. The transcript is spliced from 16 exons. The record is from RefSeq and is a predicted model, not a curated record. The coding region runs from base 1155 to 4160 and encodes 1001 amino acids.
GUGGGUGGAUGGAUGGAAAAUAGGUAGGUACCGUAGAUGGUAGAUUGUAGAUAGGUAGGUAGGUGUGUAUGUGAGUGGGUGGAUGGAUGGACGGACGACAGGUGACAGUACAAAUUCAUGUUUGCUGAAUGCAAAGUUCCUUCCUCCACGAUUUCUGCUUCCUUCAGGAAUACCCCAAGAUAACGUUUCCUCAUCCUUCCAACUUUCCCCAAGUUCCGGAGUGUUUCUUCCAGCAUCCAGUCUUGGGGAGGGGGUCCUACAGGGACCGCUCCCCCAGCAGUCACACGUGGCUUCCCGCCGCCCCUUUCCGAGAGUCCGCCGUGUGUGGUGUCCCUAGGCAACGGAUGAGACUCUCCGCCAAUGGGAGCGCCGGAGCUGCUCCGCGUUAUAAGGUAGCUAAGCAACCCCGGCCCGGGACGUUCCAGGGCUGCAAACGAAGUUUCCACCGGGCCAAGCGGGAGGAGCCGCCCGCGCGCGGCCGAGUGGGCAGUUGGUGAGUCGCGGGAGCCUCUCGAUUCUUUGCCGGGUCUCCCACUUGGGGCAUUUCCCCUCUUGCGUCUCUGCCCCCUCCAUCCUGAAGAAAAGUCGCGCAGCCCAGAGAAUCGGAUUCCACUCGCACUUGCGCUGUUAAUACUCCUGCCCAGUUCUAAGUGGGAGAAAGACUGGCUGGGAUACGGAAUGGGGUGGCCGAAGGAAGUUGGGUCCAGCCAAAGGGCAGUUUAGGCAUGAAGGCGGAGCGAUCCCUGCCCCCAAAGCGGCAUCUGUGCUCCUAUGUACCUACUCAGGAUGCCGGACUUCCUAAGAUAGACUUUGCCCAUUAGCUGCACCGUGUAUUAGUGCCACUGGAAAGCAGCAAAAGUUCGCUUUGGCCAUGGAGUGAUCUUCUGGAUUCUGGCAGCCCAGAACAGAUAACCGUGGCGACCAAAACUGGAUGCUGUAUUCCACCUGUGGCCUUGCCAACACAUUGUAAAGGGGUAUUAACCCUUCAAGUGAUCGUGAUUCUAUCCCUCUGUUAAUGCAGCCUAGGAUUGCAUUGGCUUUUGGGGCUGCUGCCGCACACGGCUGGCUCCUGUUUAAGGGAUCGUCCGCUAGGGCUCUGAGGUCCCUCUCGCAGUUACUCUUUUUGAGCCAGGUUUUCUGCUUCCUCAGAAGUGAUGAGAGAGACAGCUGUCCCUCUGGUAAAGAGGUUGCACCCUUGCACCAAGGGUCACUGCGAUUUCCUGCUGGAUUGCAUCGACGCUCAGCUCAACCCCAUGCAGGGACCUGGACCAAGGAUCAAGGGAAGCAGUUGGGAUGGUCCUCUCGGCCUGGGUGAAACCGAGGCCACUUCUAGGACAGCAGAUCCAGGCAGGACCAACGCAGGUGGGGAUGGAGACAUGUCCUCUCGGGAGAUGGACCGCAGAAGGCAGCUGCUGCACCUCCCUGACUCAAAGGAGGCCCCGAGCAGAUCAGACUCCGUUUGCACCGAAGACUUGGCUGCUGAGUUCCACAAAGGUUUGGUGGAUCUGGGGCUGAGCUCCGGUGAGGACGAGGCUGUUUCUGGUCUCGCAUUAGGCCCCAGAGAUGUGAGGCCACCAACAUCCAAGGCCACCGUCCUGCCUGAGAUGGCUGGUCCUUGUCCACCUUUCAGAUCUCUCCAUCCUGCUUUGGAUUCUCACAGAUUGGAGCCGACAAGCAAGCGGUGGCCAGCAGAAGUGUCCAAGGAGAAAAGGAGCCAAGAAUUGGCUCCCCCUUCCAGAGAAUGGCCACUCUGGGGUCUUCCUCGAGAUGGACUCAAGAACAUGGCACCUCUUACUCAACACAGAGUCAAGAACUGCUCAGCCAAGAGCUCCAGUGGAACGGAUGCAGGAAGGGGAGGCCAACCGUGGAAGAGGAGUCUUCAUGCCAGACUCCAGAGCUCGAGAGAAGAAGGGGGAAAAGUGGAUUCCAGGAAAAGUGAAUUCCUGGGAUUAGAGCGAGGAGGAAAAGGACUAGAGCAAUCUUCUGAACAGAGGCAGAGCUUCAAUAGAAGCUCAAAGCACUGGUUGAUCGUUGGAGAGCCUCAGUCAUCCUGGCAAAGGGCCAGAAGAACCACAUCAAACAUUCGAGUCCCACCGAGGAGAGCAGAGGUCAGCCAUUCUGAGAAGACUUCCUCCUACUUCAAUUUCUCCUCCUCCUCCUCAUUCUCCUCCCAGCAUGCGGCUGUGGAGCUGGAAACAUUUCAGGAAGCCUUACGGGAGCGCCAGGAGCUGGCAAGGAGGCUGGAGUUGCAAAUGGAAGAACAUCAGGAGAAAGUGGAAAAGGCCAGGGCUGAUCUGGGGCUGCUGGAAUAUAAGCAGGAGACCUGCCUGAAGGAAGUCAUGGAACUGGAGCAAGAACUGAGCAUGCUCAGGUGGCAGGGCAGGCAGUACGGGGCUGUGCAGGUGGAGGUCUCUCGACUGGUCAGUGAACGAGAAGAGUUGAAGGACCAAGUCCGCUGCUUAGAGGACCAGCUCUCUUCUCUGAAGCUCCAGCUGAAGAGUUCUAGAACCUUGUUGUCCUCCAUGGAGGAAAUGGCCAGUGAGAAGACCAAGCAGCUCCAGGAGGCUCUGCUGUCCAAAAAGGACCUGGAAAUAGCAAGGAUGCACAAGACCCUGUCAGUCUUGGAGGCGGAAAAGGGGGCCCUGGACGGUAUUGUCAGGAGCCUAAAAGAGGAACACCAGCAACAGAUGAAGCAGCUCCAGCAGGAGGCCUUCCAGGAAAAGGAGAAAGAGCUCUGCAAGCUAAGGGAAGAGAUGCAGCUGGAGAAGAAGCAGGCUUUACAAGAGUGUGCUGAAAGUUCAGAAGAGGCUAAAGCCAGUGCUCUCCGGGAACAAGCUGACACCUUCCAGAAGGAAAUUGAAGAUCUACAAAAGAUCAUAAAGGAGCGAGAAGCAGAAGCCAUCCGGCAGCAGGAAGCCUUGCAGCAGCAGGCAGCGGCCCUGAAGGUGGAGGCCAAGGAGAUGGUGCAGAACUCACUGGUCCAGGAGCAGAAGAAAUGGGAAGCCCAUGCCCAGGCAGCGCUCCAGAUGCAGUGGGAGGCCCUGCGGGAACAGGAUCGGAAGAGGCGGGUGGAUCUCCAGAGAGCCCUGGAGAAAGAAAGGAAACUCAGCAGUGCUUUGCGGGAUGCAGAGGCUGACCUCCGUCGGAAGAUUGAAGGCUUGGAGAACCAGACCCGUUUGCUGGAGGAGGAGAAACGAGCCAGCCUGGAAGAACUCCAGGUUGGGUUGCAGAAGGAAAAAGAUGAAGCUCUCCAGAGGCUGCGGGAGGAGCUGGACCAGGAAAGGACGCAAGAAAAAGAAGAAACAAGAGUGAAGCUACAGCAGAUGGAAGAAGAUCGAGAACAUCUGCAAGCAGAAUGCAGCCGGUUGUCCCUCCGGGAGCGGGAAGCUCAGGCCCAGGCUGAGCGGAUGGAUCAAUUCUUGGCCACCCAGAUUGUCUUAGCAUGUCGGCAGCUCCAGCAGCUCCUCCCGGAGAAGGCAGUCCUGCUUCCUCACCUGCUGUACAGGGAGGGUCUUCCUCUCUCCUCCGGCGCUGCCCUCCAGGCCCUGCGAGAGGCGAGGGAGGAAAUUCAGAGUUACAUCCAGGACCUCAACCAGGAGCUUGAGGGGCAAAAACAGCGCAUUUUCCAGAUCCAGAGGGAGAAGGAGCUGGAGUUGAGGCAGCAGAAAGAGCAGCUUCGCCUGGAGAGUCAGUCAGUUCUCGAAGGCCUGAAAGAGCAGCUAGUUCACGAACACAUGGAUGACAUCCUCACUCUGCAGCGCAGCUGGUUGAAGGAAAGACAGGAGAAAGACAAGUCCAGGUUUUGCUCACCACAGGAAGAGGGAGUUGGCGAGCUGCAUGUGGCACAGAAGAACGUAGCUUAUGGAAAAGACAAAGCAGACCGUAUGCCCAUCAACGAACCGAAGGAGGAACUGGAUCGUGAGCCAGAGAGAUGUUUAUCCAGCAAUUUCUGCAAGAAUCUGGCAACUCCUGGAUCAGAAGGAAGACGUUUCUCCACGAUGGUUUGCAGAUGCCAAAAUGGUUGGCCAAGGAUGGGACAGAAACAUUUCCAGUUACCAGAAGACCUCAAAGACUAUUUGUAUCAACCCUUCUGUGGCCAACUGCCCAACAGCCAUGCUGGAUUUAGACUUAGAGGUCUCCAAAUUUCCAACCCAAACUGAAAAAUGCCAAGUUGGUGAUGUCCUGGAGCAUGUCUCUAAUCUGGAAUUGGUAAGAAAACCAUCGCUUCCAGCAACAUCAGGCGGAGGUAUCGGUGCUGGCUAAUGCGCUAGGCUGCCUUCAAAGCGAACCAACCAGCAGAGAAAUCCAGCUGGAAGUGGGGAAGGAAAGAGGUUGCCAAGAAUGAAGGGGUUAUCCAAAAGAGGGGAGGGGGGGAGAGGCGAUAUUCUCAGCUGAGCAAAAGGAAAAAUCUGGAGCCUGGAUUGCCUUUGCCCAGCCAAUCAACCGAUCAAUUAGAAUAGAGCUGGAAGGGGCCUUGGAGGUCUUCUAGUCCAGCCCCCUGCUCAAGCAAGAGACUCUAUACCAUUUGAGACAAUUGGCCGUCCAGUCUCUUCUUAAAAACCUCCAGUG